Messenger RNA from Adineta steineri, 1380 nucleotides. The record is from the annotation of a GenBank genome assembly. Lineage: Eukaryota; Metazoa; Rotifera; Eurotatoria; Adinetida; Adinetidae.
AUGGCUGAUAGUGUUACUGGAGCAUAUCCACAAUCAACAUCACCUGGAAAUCCAGAUCAACAAUAUGUUCAACAUCAAUAUGCUUAUCAAGCACAAGCAUCAAGUCCAGGUGGUCAUCAAUAUUAUAGUGCAGGAGGUGGUGUUGAUCAACAGCAAGUAGGACAAGAAGGUGGUGAUCAACAAGGAGGUAUUCAUCAGGGUCAAGAAGUAAAUUAUGCACAAUAUACACGUAGUGGAGCUGAGCUUGCUGGUGAUCAACAAAAUAGUAGUGCUAGUUUUGUUGAACAAAGUAAUGCUGGUAUUGUUCAACAGUAUGCAGGUGCUGCUGGACAACUUGCACAACAACAAGGCCAGAAUGGCUACAAGAUUAAUUUUGAUCCUAACCCACAAAUUAUUCGUAAACAUGCUAAUGAUGCUGUUACAUAUAAACAAGAAGUGGCUGUACGAUAUUUACGACCACCAACACCACCACCACCUGGUCCUUUGAUUAUUAAAGAGGUUCGAAAUCCCGCUUUACCUCCUGCUCCACCUAUCGUCAUUCGACAACGACCACCUCGACCAGCUACACCACCUCCACUUAUCAUUCGAGAACGUCCACCACAACCACCUGCUCAACUUGCUCCUAAAUUGAUUACGAAACCUUUACCACCUCCUCCACCACCACCCCGACGUGUCAUCAUUGAACGAAUGCCACCAUUACCACCAAAACCUCAAAGUAUUAUUGUUGAACGUUGGCUUCCAUAUAAACAACAAAAACGACGUGUUAUCUAUCAAAAAGCACCACCAAUUCAACCACCAGCACCACAAAAAAAUCUUAUUAUUCAAUGGGAAGGUACACAAGCUCGUGUUGUCAAAGAAUUCCGUAAUUUGGGUAUUAUCAAAGCGGAUCCAACUACAUAUGUACAACAAUAUGGUGCACAAUUACGACCUACACAAGGUUUACCUGAUUUUGUUAAAGGUUUACCCACUCCUAAUCUUGGUCCUGAAUAUACAGCAGGUGCUAAUCCUGAUCAUGUCGAUCCGGCAUUAUUAGCUGGUGCUGCUGGUCCAAUAGGUGGUUAUGAAGCUGUUGGUGAACAAGGUCUUCUUUCUAGUGCAUCCAAUGGUUCAUUGUCUGGUGGUGGACAAGGUGGUUUUAUGCAAGAAAAUGUUCAAUAUGCACCAUAUGGUAAUGGAGCUGCAAAUGGUGCUGGUCAAGUUUCUGGUGAUCAACAAGGUGGAUAUAUUUAUCAACAAAGUGCAUAUUCAAAUGGUAGUACUGUUGAAGGUCAACAAUAUGCUGAACAACAACAAGGUUUUGAUCAACAAGGUCAACAAGGUAAUGGUUUUGUACAAAACGUACAAUAUCAAACAUUACCUCAGUAUGGUGUCAGUGGUUAA